UAAAUAUUACAAUUCCACACAAUAUAUUACUCCCAACAAAUCACAAAGAUUUAAAAUUAAUUGUGUAUAAAAAAAAUGAAGAUUGUUAUAGCAACUCUGCUGAUUCUCACUCUUGUUGCCGCCACAUUUGUGGAUACUACAAUAGCAGGCUCUGAAUUUUGCAACUCGAAAUGCAGUGUGAGAUGCUCUAAAGCAGGAUUUAAUGAUAGAUGCUUGAAAUAUUGUGGAAUAUGCUGUGAGGAUUGCCAUUGUGUACCUUCCGGAACAUCUGGGAAUAAGGAUGAGUGCCCUUGCUACAGAGACAAGACGAAUUCCAAGGGAAAACCAAAGUGUCCUUGAAGCCUUGAAGGAAUAGAUUACAAUUUAUAUCUCUUCAUGCUUUCCAACUUCUUUCUAAUUUUUUACAACAAAAGGGUUAUAAAAGAUGUUAUUUGACAUAUUUUCCUUUUCAAUUCGAGGACUAAUCGACAUGAAACUGUAUGAUCUAAAGUUUUUAUAAUACUUACCUUAUGUAUGGGCUUGAUUUCUAAAUAAAAUGUCAUGUACGUUGUUGAAUACUUUUACUAA
Molecule: messenger RNA, 567 nt
Organism: Chenopodium quinoa (quinoa)
Lineage: Eukaryota; Viridiplantae; Streptophyta; Magnoliopsida; Caryophyllales; Amaranthaceae
Product: peamaclein-like
Exons: 2
Coding region: 76-339 (87 amino acids)
Source: RefSeq, a predicted model, not a curated record